Scylla paramamosain (green mud crab) is the source of this 2242-nucleotide messenger RNA. RefSeq names its product cleavage and polyadenylation specificity factor subunit 5-like (gene Cpsf5). Gene Ontology annotation, molecular function: mRNA 3'-UTR AU-rich region binding. NCBI's taxonomy places the organism in Eukaryota, Metazoa, Arthropoda, Malacostraca, Decapoda, Portunidae. Gene Ontology annotation, cellular component: mRNA cleavage factor complex. The coding region runs from base 873 to 1475 and encodes 200 amino acids. The record is from RefSeq and is a predicted model, not a curated record. The transcript is spliced from 5 exons.
UUGUAGUUUUUUUAUUGAGCCAUUUUAUUGAGAUCACAAAUACACAGUGGUUGGCCUGGAGUGUUGCGCUUCUGUCUGACUGCAGCAAAACAAUGAGAUUAGAAAUUAUGAAAUAAGUUAGUUUGGCGAGCACUGGAUUCUAUCCCCGUUGGUUGGCAGUGUUCCGAGGUGUGGUGGAGGGUUUGACAUUGUUUUGGGGACUCAAUAAACACUGCCGGAUAAUUUCAUUGCAAAAAACAAUAGUAUAAAUAUCUGUUCUGUGUAGUCAGAGACCACAGCCAGUCCCUUCUGCUUCACCCUGCCCUACCCUGUUGUUGGCAGUGUUCCGAGGUGUGGUGGAGGGUUUGACAUUGUUUUGGGGACUCAAUAAACACUGCCGGAUAAUUUCAUUGCAAAAAACAAUAGUAUAAAUAUCUGUUCUGUGUAGUCAGAGACCACAGCCAGUCCCUUCUGCUUCACCCUGCCCUACCCUGUUGUCACUUGUCCCUUUUCCUUUGUUUCUUUCUUUUCUUUCUAUUUUGUAUCUGCCCUCUCUUUCUCUCUCUCUCUCUCUGGUUGUUUAGGGCAUUAAUGCAGACAAGGCUGCUCCUUUUCCCAUGUCUCAGGUGAGGGGUGUGACCCACUCAGUGACAUUGCCAUUCAUUGUCACAAUGGAAACAUUCUUGAGACAUUAUAAUCACCUAGUCCUUGCAUUUUAUUUUCUUAUUUUCAAAGCAGAAAGAAAAACAUGGUGGUCAGGCUUUACAAUUAAUGGAUAAAACACUGUGACAGCAAUACAAGGCAUGCUUGAUCUGUCAUCAGUGAUACACCCUGUUGGCCCAGGGCAAGCCACAGGCCUGGCUGGCUGGGGUUUAUGAUCCCAAUGGGCAUUAAUGCUGGCCCUGCCGCUCUCUUUCCUAUGUCUCAGGUACCCACUCACAAACUACACAUUUGGAACCAAGGAUGCACUGUACGAGAGGGACCCCAGUGUGCCAGCAAGAUUCCAGAGGAUGCGUGAAGAAUUCGACAAAAUUGGAAUGAGGCGAAGCGUUGAGGCAGUGCUACUGGUUCAUGAACAUGGGCUGCCACACGUCCUGCUGCUGCAACUUGGCACAACAUUCUUUAAGCUGCCGGGUGGGGAACUGGACACAGAAGAGGACGAAGUGGAGGGCCUCAAGCGGCUACUGACAGAGACCCUUGGGCGGCAAGACGGUGUCAAGCAAGAGUGGGUCAUAGAAGAUAUAAUAGGGAACUGGUGGAGACCAAACUUUGAGCCUCCACAAUACCCUUAUAUUCCUUCACACAUCACCAAACCCAAGGAACAUAAAAAGCUUUUCUUAGUUCAACUUGGAGAAAAGGCCCUGUUUGCAGUACCAAAAAAUUAUAAGCUUGUCGCCGCACCUUUAUUUGAACUCUAUGACAAUUCACAAGGCUAUGGACCAAUCAUAUCGUCUCUACCACAAGCUCUUUGCAGAUUCAAUUUUACCUAUAUGUAAGUUCCUGUGUAGUUUAUUGAGUAGGAGAUUUUGAGCUAUAAUACUGCAGUUUGAUAUUUUAACAAUUUGUAUAUUCUGUUUUAUUCAUGUAAGAUCCGACUUUCAAACUGUUCACAUAUCAAGAAGGAAUACCAGUUCCUGUAUUCUUUUUGAUAUGAUAAUGUUAAUAAUAUUUCAUUAUUUUUAAAAACUACUAUUCACAUCUCUUCUGUCUGAACCACAUUAUUUUUAAAAACUACUAUUCACAUCUCUUCUGUUCGAACCUUGGCUAGCCUUUUUUUAUUUAUUUAUUUAUUUUAUUUUUUUUAUAUAAAUAUUAUGAAGAGGAAGAAAACAGUAAAUCUGUGAGAAGUUAUAAUAUUUUGUUGUAAUGUGAGGUGUUUCCAUGGAGGCUUUCUGUGUGUGGUGACAUAAGCAGUGUCAGCUCUCCCAUCUGACAACCUGACUUAACACAAGAAGUACACAAGACUGAGGCACGUGGUGCUGCAUGGGACUUCUCACAAGUGUGCAGCACAAUGGGGACUGAACUUGGCAUUACAUGUGUUGCUCAGCCUAGUUUGACAGCCACUAUGCUGAUGGUACAAAAUAUUUUGUAAUUAUUCUUAGAUUUUCCUCAGUGUAAUGUCAUAGAGAAAAAUUUACUAGUGACUAUAGAGUGGUGGAUUUAAUGUUUGUGAUUUUCAUUCCAUGUGAAGUGUCAGUUAAGACCAAUUAAAUUAUAUGAUUGUCAUGUUUCGUUUUCAUCCCAAUACAGAUUCUCAAUAGUA